CCACCAACCAAAAUCAUAGUUCCUAACCCACACAUCACUUCCGCAGACUUAAUUCCUCGUCUAUAUCCAAACCGUCACCCAAAGGAAAACCAUGCAACUACUGCUAACCACACUUGUUUUGUGUACCAUCUCCGCCACGCUGGGCGAACAGGUCUGCUUCGGGGCCGAUCCCAACUGUCAGUUUCCUCCCGCGGAUUGCAAAGUAGGAACGCCUUCGCCUAAUGGAGCCCCACCCGCAUGCGACGUGGCAGGCACCACCCCAAUACCAACCUGGUCGACCUUCGUCCAGAACCUCGAUGAUACGUACACGCUGUCGGUGUUCAGUGAUACUGGCUGUACACAGCAGGUCUUCACAUCCACCACUACGGCGGGGGUGUGUACCCUAGUCGAAGUACCGCUCGUAGGCGCACAGUUCUAUCAAGUAACUGCAGACGCCGCCAGUUCCUCGGCAGAUGCGACUGUGACUGAUAGUGUACAACCAAGCAGCUCCAGUGUUGGCUCCACUACUCAAACUUCUGGAGAAGUGACCGGAACUACAGAUACCGCUGCGCCAACAUCGACUGCCACUGGUAUUGCCACAGAGUCUGUUCCACCAGGCAACGGGAAUACAAAUACCGGAAGUGUUACUAUGGGCUUUGGUAUCUUUACAAGUGCUGUCAUUACGUUGGCUGCUGCUGUGCUCUCCGCUUGAUUUUUUAUCACACCGCACACAUCGGUACUAUGUAGUUGUAAUAGAACACCACAGUUGAAGCCUGCGUACUAGGCCUGGUAUGUUGUCCAGGACGUAUGUAUAGAGCCUACUGUAGGAAAUACGAAUUAAACUUAAUAGCAAG
Molecule: messenger RNA, 833 nt
Organism: Sphaeroforma arctica JP610
Lineage: Eukaryota; Ichthyosporea; Ichthyophonida
Exons: 2
Coding region: 92-691 (199 amino acids)
Source: RefSeq, a predicted model, not a curated record